Molecule: messenger RNA, 3905 nt
Organism: Oryzias latipes (Japanese medaka)
Lineage: Eukaryota; Metazoa; Chordata; Actinopteri; Beloniformes; Adrianichthyidae
Product: xylosyltransferase 1
Biological process (GO): heparan sulfate proteoglycan biosynthetic process; chondroitin sulfate proteoglycan biosynthetic process
Cellular component (GO): membrane
Molecular function (GO): protein xylosyltransferase activity
Source: RefSeq, a predicted model, not a curated record
GUAAGAAAUCCAAGGAAUCUGGAAAACUUCACCUUCACUGUUUAGUACCAGGUAUUUUUUCUCUGAGUCUCACUGGUUAAACUUUUGGAUAAAGUUUGAUUAAUUGGAUCAUUCCAAAUAAAUCAAAAUAGACUAUAAACUGUUAAAACAAAUCGUUACAGUUCUAAUUUUUAAAGGUUGUUUUAAUUUGGUGUUGAAAUUAGUGGCAGCAAUAAAUGAAAAAUGAAUCAAAUGAUCUAAAACAUCAACAAUUCUCACAGUUCAAAUGAAGAAAAAAUGUUGUUUCGUACUUUAAACACUAGGUGGCGCCAAAAACAAAUAAAUUAGCAUUUAAUCAAUUUUUAUUAUUGACCUGGUGAUUAUGGAAUGUAAUUGUGUUUCCAUUGUGCGACUGCAGCUCAAACGUGUUUUUCCUGACAGUCAUGAGCUGUUUGAGGAGGACUAGACUAUAAUCUGAUGUAAAAAGCUGUUUUUGUUCUUCAGUGUUGGUUUGAAAUUUUCUACAACCAAAGAUCCCGGUUAAAGUCAACCGCUGGAACCAGUCCUGCCCCUUCCGGAGGCCGGACAGGGCGCCACCACGGACUGUGUUGGAAGGCCAAACCCCUCGGUAUCCAAACGUGUCCUGUGAACGGCCACGUGGGGGCCCCUGCGCGCCCCCCGCCGCCUCUAGAGCUCUCCUCUUUUCAGGCCGCUGCCAAAUUCCCUCCUCCUCCUCCGCCUCGUCCCUCCUCCUCCUGCAUGCAGCCCCUCUCGGGGCAGCAUUCUCACCCCGCUGUCUGGGCGCCGCGGACGCAGGCGCAGACAUGAACCCGUGCGCCCGCAGGCUGGCCCGGCGGCCGCGCUCCGCGCUGCUGCUGCUCGCCGCCGUGGCCGUCCUGCUGGUCCAGACCCUCAUCGUGUGGAACUUCAGCAGCCUGGACUCCGCUGGUGGGGAUGGGGGCUCCAGGAGCCGGGAGAAGAGGGGGGAGCGCGCGGCGGGGCUCCACAAAGACAACCGGGAGUCCCCGCGGAGGGGGCCACAGGGAGGGGGCUACCCGCCGCCCGGGAAGGCGGCGGCGCGCCACAAGCUGCAGGCGGACGUUCACGUCUCCCAUCGGCCCAAAGAGAAGCUCCGUUCGGACAGCAACAGCGAGAACUCCGUCCCCAAAGACUUCGACAGCGUUGACAGCAACAGCAACCUGGCAGCGAGAUCACAGCACCUGCGGGCGGUCGGCGCCCACAGCAAACGCAGGCUGGAAAAAGCCCAGGGCAUGUUGGGAAACGAGGCCUUUAAGCACAUCCAGCUUAAAGGCCGGAACCACACCCAAUCCCGGAAGAGCCCGCCCCAGCUGCCAAGCUUUGCAGCACCAGCUCAGGGGUCCAAUCAGGGUCUGCCGGCGCCGCUGCCCGGGCUGGAGGCAAAGAAGGAGCAGCGGCAGUGCGAGAUCGGUGGGAAGGAGGCCAUCUCAGCUCUGUCCAGAGCCAAGAGCAGGGAGUGCCGGCAGCAGAUCGUAGAGGCGUUCUGCAGGCACAAAGAGAGGGCGCUGAUGCCCGAGAAGGUGCCCCGCCUCUGCCCCUCAGAAGGGAAACCCCUCAUGACCGUGCAGUGGGACGAGGGCGUGGCCUCUGAUGGGGCUCCUCCCGCAUGCAUCGCCUUCGUGCUGGUCGUUCACGGCCGAGCCUCUCGACAGCUCCAGCGGCUCUUCAAAGCCAUCUAUCACACAUCACACUACUACUACAUCCACGUGGACCAGAGGUCUGACUUCCUGCACAGAGAAGUUCUGUCUCUGGCCCGUCAGUAUCCAAACGUCCGUGUGACCCCCUGGAGGAUGGCCACCAUCUGGGGGGGUGCCAGCCUUCUGACCAUGUACCUGCGCAGCAUGGAGGACCUGCUGUCCAUGACCGACUGGUCCUGGGACUUCUUUAUCAAUCUCAGCGCUGCUGACUUUCCCAUCAGGACCAACGAGCAGCUGGUGGCCUUUCUGUCCAAACACCGCAGCAAGAACUUCAUCAAAUCUCAUGGUAGAGACAACGCGCGCUUCAUCCGGAAACAGGGCCUGGACCGACUCUUCUUGGAGUGCGACGCCCACAUGUGGCGCCUGGGAGACCGAAAGAUCCCAGAGGGCAUUGCUGUGGACGGAGGCUCUGAUUGGUUCCUGCUCAGCCGCUCCUUCGUGGAUUAUGUGGUGAACUCCGGGGACGAGCUGGUCAACAGCAUGAAGCGCUUCUACGCCUACACGCUGCUCCCCGCCGAGUCGUUCUUCCACACCGUGCUGGAGAACAGCGCUCACUGUGAGACCAUGGUGGACAACAACCUGAGGCUGACCAACUGGAACCGCAAGCUGGGAUGUAAGUGCCAGUACAAGCACAUUGUGGACUGGUGCGGCUGCUCGCCCAACGACUUCAAGCCCUCCGACCUGCCACGCCUCCAGACGUCCAGACCCACCUUCUUCGCCCGAAAGUUUGAGGCCAGCGUCAGCCAGGAGGUCAUCAACCAGCUGGACGCCUUCCUGUUUGGAGCGUUCCCCCCCGGCACUCCGGGCCUGCAGUCCUACUGGGAGAACGUCUACGAUCAGGAAACGGAUGGACUGUCCAGCCUGCCGGACUCCAGGCUCAGUCACUAUCACGCCUUCGCCCGUAUGGGGCUGUCCCACGCCGCUGGCUUUCUGCAGGGGCGUCCCGACAACCACAGCUGCAGGUUCAUGGCUGUCAGCCACCCGGUGUCGGUUCACCUCUACUUCGUGUCCGACCGAUUCCGGGGUUACCUGGUCCGCCACGUGGCCACUAACCGUGCCUCAACCCAGAUGGAGACACUAGAAACCUGGGUGACUCCUACAGACCACUUUGCUCUGGCCAGCCCGCCUCACGCCAACAACCGGCUGCAGCACAUUCAGGUUGGUUCUGACUGGGAUCCAAAGGAGCGGAUCUUCAGGAACUGGGGGGGUCUCUUGGGACCUGAAGAUGAGCCUGUGGCCGUGCAGCGCUGGAGCCGAAGCCAGAACAACUUGACGGCCACCAUCGUGUGGAUCGACCCCACCAACGUCAUCGCCGCCACCUACGACAUCCUGGUAGACGCGUCCGCCGAGGUCACCCACUACCGGCCGCCGCUCACCUCGCCUCUACGGCCCGGAGUCUGGACCCUGAGGGUGCUGCAGCGCUGGAGCCUGAUGGGUCAGACGCGCUUCAUCGUCGCUCCGCUGGAGUUCCACAAGCAGCAGCCCAUUCAGAGAGAAGACGCCCAGCGUCUGCACGGCGGCCCGGCAAAGAACUCCUACAUGGAGCAGAGCUUCCACGGUCUAAACCCGGUGCUGCAGCUGCCGGUCAGCCUGGUGGAUGUGGAGGCGGCAGAGGCCAACGCCGGCCUGACGGGGGCGCCGCUCCGCCGCUGGGUGGAUGGACUGCUGGGGGGCCACUGGUCCGCCUCAGACGUCUGUUUGUUGGGCCCCAGCGCUUGCACAUCCACAAAACACUGCAGGACCACGGCUUGGAGCUCCACCAGCCCUGACCCCAAAUCUGAACUGACCCCCCCCAGCAAGAACGGACGGAUCAGGUAGCAGCAGGUGGGGCUGAGAGAAGACGGGUGGAUGGAGAUGAAGAAAUGAAGGAAGAGACUUUUAUUCUUUGUCUGAUAUUUAUUUAUUUAAACCUCCAAGAACACGUCUGAGACUGAACAGUGGGGCCCCCCCUGAAGAGAAAGCUUUCUGUCAGUCUGCUCUUUCGUUUGGGACCACGAAGCCACAUGAAAGAAUGAAUGUGAGAUAAAGAAGUGCAUACCUCAUGUUGUUGUCUCCCUGAUCAACAGCUGCUCCUUCCUAAAGGUCACUUUUUGUUUCAGACUGAAAUCGUUCAGCCUUAAAAGGUGCAAUAACUUUUUCUGUCCUAUUUUGUAAAAUAAACUCAUUAAAAUAUGUUGGCGUUGUAAAUAA